AUGGCUCCCACCAUUCCCGAGAAGCAGUGGGCGCAGGUAGUCGAGGAGAAAGGAAAACCACCGGUCUACAAGGAAAUCCCCGUUCCCAAGCCCGCUCCCGAUGAAGUCCUCUUGAAGAUUCGAUACACCGGCCUCCCCCUGGUAGGCGGCCACGAAGGCGCGGGCGUUGUUGUCGCGAAAGGCGAAAUGGCCGAAGGAAUUGAAAUUGGCGAUCACGCCGGCAUCAAGUGGCUGAACGGAUCCUGCCUGGCCUGCGAGUUCUGCAAAACCGCCGACGAGCCGCUUUGCGCUGGCCAGCAACUCUCGGGUUACACCGUCGACGGAACCUUCCAACAAUAUGCGAUUGGCAAGGCUGCUCAUGUAACCAAGUUGCCGAAGGAUGUCCGUUUUGACGCUGUUGCGCCUAUUCUUUGUGCCGGAGUCACGGUCUACAAGGGGCUGAAAGAGUCUGGGGCUCGUCCUGGACAGACCGUUGCUAUUGUGGGUGCGGGGGGUGGUCUCGGCUCCCUUGCUCAGCAGUAUGCCAAGGCGAUGGGACUGCGCGUCAUUUCUAUUGAUGGGGGUGAUGAGAAGCGCGCGAUGUGUGAGAAGCUCGGAUCGGAGGCUUACAUCGACUUUACCAAAUCCAAGGAUCUCGUCGCUGAUGUGAAGGCUGCUACACCCGAGGGCCUCGGAGCUCAUGCCGUCCUUCUGCUUGCCGUCUCUGAAAAGCCUUUCCAACAAGCGGUUGAAUAUGCUCGUCCUCGCGGUUGUAUUGUCUCUAUCGCUAUGCCUGCCGGCGCUUUCCUGAAAGCACCAGUCUUUGAAAGCGUCGUCAAAAUGGUCAACAUCAAGGGCAGUUACGUCGGCAAUCGCCAGGAUGCCCAAGAGGCUGUUGACUUCUUUGCUCGUGGCUUGAUCAAUGCACCCUUCAAGACCGCCCCGCUGAAGGACUUGCCAAAGAUCUUCGAACUCAUGGAGCAAGGCAAGAUCGCUGGACGCUACGUCCUCGAAGUUCCCGAGUAA
Molecule: messenger RNA, 1005 nt
Organism: Penicillium chermesinum
Lineage: Eukaryota; Fungi; Ascomycota; Eurotiomycetes; Eurotiales; Aspergillaceae
Product: zinc-dependent alcohol dehydrogenase
Exons: 3
Coding region: 1-1005 (334 amino acids)
Molecular function (GO): zinc ion binding; oxidoreductase activity
Source: RefSeq, a predicted model, not a curated record